GACAGAAACACAGGCAGGCAGACAGGUGGACAAACAGACAGACAGUUCUCUAUGGAGUAUUGGACCCCAGGACAUCCUUCUUGCUCCUCCCUCCUGCCCCGCCUGGCCCCACCCUUCUCCGCCUGACACGCCUCUACACCUGAACGAGAUCGCACACCAGGACCGCCGUCACCAUGGAGACAGUCGCCACGGACACGGAUAUCCUGGAGCCUGAUUGGGGGAGGUGUCAAAAUAAGGAGCAGAAGGAGAGAAUGUUGGUGCGGCUGCGGGGAAUGCAGAAGUACAAGAGUGCAGCGCAAAGGCUGCGCUGCCUGUCCCAGCAGCUGGAGAGGGGGGAGGUGUCGGUGGAGGAUGUGAAAAGGAGUGUAGAGCAAGCUGCUGACGUCCUGGACACAGUCUAUAUAGACCACACAAGACGUCUCCUCGAAACAGACGAUGACCUCAGUGAAAUCCAGACAGAGUCUGUUCCCUCCGAAGUCCGGGAUUGGCUGGCCUCCACCUUCACCAGGAAGGUGGCCGUGGCCAGGCGUCGUCCAGCCGAGAAGCCGAGGUUCCGCACCAUCGUCCACGCCGUGCAGGCCGGCAUCUUUGUAGAGAGUCUCCCAAGUUCAGGAGCCGUGGUGGGGUCUGUCCAGAGACACAGCGUGGGAGGGUCAUGUGACUACUCCCUGGCCAGCGUGGACCUGACCCGCCUGCGUCACGACAUGACACACGCCAUCGUCACCAACAAGGAGCGCUGGAGGGAGCUGGCCCAGCACGAGUUGGCCAAUAAGGAGAGGCCAUGUGACAAGAAAGAGGCGGACCCUCAGGAAAACAUGCCAGCCGUCGCUGUGGAAACAGUCAGUGAUGCGACUGGUCCGGAGAUCAAGGAGGAGCCUGUGUCAGAAAUACACUCCCACAAUGCACUGGGACAGGACAGUGUGAACCCAACUGAGAACAAGACCCUCUCCUGGAACGGGGUCAAUGAGGAUGAGGAGGAAGAGGAGGAGAAACAACAGACCCAUCAAUGUCUUCCCUCGGAUGAAGAGGGACAUCUUCAGUAA
Molecule: messenger RNA, 1043 nt
Organism: Hypomesus transpacificus
Lineage: Eukaryota; Metazoa; Chordata; Actinopteri; Osmeriformes; Osmeridae
Exons: 7
Coding region: 174-1043 (289 amino acids)
Source: RefSeq, a predicted model, not a curated record